Molecule: messenger RNA, 3461 nt
Organism: Rattus rattus (black rat)
Lineage: Eukaryota; Metazoa; Chordata; Mammalia; Rodentia; Muridae
Gene: Kmt5c
Product: lysine methyltransferase 5C
Exons: 9
Coding region: 1401-2813 (470 amino acids)
Cellular component (GO): nucleus
Molecular function (GO): histone H4K20 methyltransferase activity; protein binding
Source: RefSeq, a predicted model, not a curated record
GGCGGCGCGGGGCCCGACUUCUAAGCCCCCUCUUGGCCCCCGCGCCGCCCAGCCUCCCAGUCACCCCCUGACCCGGCUGUCCCCGGGCCGGUCCUCGAGCCUUGCUGUCCCAGUCUCCAGCACCGCGGAUCUACGCGCUCCUCACUCGUAGCCUUCCCUGCACCCUUGGAGCCCAUACAGACUCCUCUUACUCUCAGGUCUUUCCUUGCACCUUAGGGGUCGCUCCCUGCCCCACCAGGGCCCAUCCCCGCCACCUUUUCCUGUAUCGUAACCUACCCUGUCACACUCAGGGCACUUCCUGACUCCUGUCUCACUAUCCUGGCCUCUGAGGCCCUUCCUCUGACUCUCUGAGUCUCCCCAGCUCUCUAGUACAACCUUCCCAGGCUUUAGUUAGCUACUUAGCUCCCUCAAUUCCCUUCUCGAACCCCUAGGAUCUUUCAGGUUUCCAUCACUUCAAAUCCCCCAGGAGUUCCCCCAAACCCUGCUUGGAACCGCUAAGCCCUUCCCUUGGACCCUGGGCGUAUCUACCCUUUGGAUUUCGUGGGCUCCUCCCUUGCAACCGCAGGUGCCUUAUUCCUCUCCUUCCCCCACCCUGCACUCCCCGCAAAUCCUUCUUGACUUCCCUCCAUGUUUCUCUCCCCUUUCUCUCCCUUCCCAUCUUAUUCCCAAUACCUGGCUUUGUCUUUUCCCAGCUUCCAGGCUUUUUUCUAAGCAUCCUUUUCAUUUAACUCAGACUUGUCUUUUUUUCCAGAUCUUUCUCCCAGAAUGGCAGAGUGUGUCUGCCACACUCUGCCUCCUUGCUCUCUCCCAAAGCGCAGAAUUGUCAGACACACCAUAGUGAGGGUACUGGGUAACCAACCUGUCCCUCUGUUUUAUUUGAUUUGGUUUUCUGAAUCUUUUUUUCCCCUUCUUUGCCUCCUACCCUUUUGUUUUGACUUGUUCCUUCUCCCAUUCUCUCUAUUCCUUCUUCCCAUUUAGGUCCUCUUGAGGGCCUCCUCUUUGCUGGAAUCCUCCGUUGGGAACUAGGUACUGAAUCCUUCCCCUAAUGACUGCCUGGGUUCCACCCACAGCCUUUUGACCACUCCCCAGAGGAGGGUGACCUUGGAGGGAGGUGAUGAGGACAAGAGAAUCAACCUAGCAAGGGUCAGCAAAGGCAGGCAAGAAGCUCAAAACAUAGAAUUCAUUUUACCCUUUCCCUUGAUGAGAGCCCAGCUAUCCUGACUCCUUCCUGCAAUCCUAAGCCUUUGGAGUUGUCUCCUACUGCCAAUUAAUCUUCCUUCCCCCUGGGUACACAGGGACCUGUCUCCUACAUGUGCACUUGGCAAGGUGGUCUUUGUGUGUACUGACGUCCGUGAAAGAGUACGUGUCCUGGGAAGAAGCAGCAUGGUUUAUAGAGCACCAUGGGGCCUGACCGAGUGACAGCCCGAGAACUGUGCGAGAAUGAUGACCUGGCCACCAGCCUUGUUCUUGACCCCUACCUCGGCUUCCGCACCCAUAAGAUGAAUGUCAGCCCUGUGCCCACCCUCCGACGACAACACCACCUUCGCUCAGCACUGGAAGCUUUCCUAAGGCAACGGGACCUGGAAGCUGCAUUCCGGGCCCUGACACUGGGAGGCUGGAUGGCCCACUACUUUCAGAACCGUGCUCCUCGGCAGGAGGCUGCCCUCAAGAACCACAUUUUUUGCUACCUCCGCGCCUUCCUGCCUGAGAGUGGCUUCACCAUUCUACCCUGCACCCGCUACUCCAUGGAGACCAAUGGGGCCAAGAUUGUGUCUACCCGUGCUUGGAAGAAGAAUGAGAAGCUGGAGCUGCUGGUGGGCUGCAUUGCAGAGCUUCGGGAAGAGGAUGAAUACCUACUUAGGGCAGGCGAGAACGACUUCAGCGUCAUGUACUCCACUCGAAAAAGGAGUGCCCAGCUGUGGCUUGGCCCAGCUGCCUUUAUCAACCAUGACUGCAAACCCAACUGCAAGUUUGUGCCCUCAGAUGGGAAUACUGCCUGUGUGAAGGUGCUACGGGACAUUGAGCCGGGGGAUGAAGUAACUUGCUUCUAUGGCGAGGGCUUCUUCGGUGAGAAGAAUGAGCACUGUGAAUGCUAUACCUGUGAGAGGAAAGGCGAGGGAGCUUUCAGACUUCAGCCCAGGGAGCCGGAGCUGAGGCCACGGCCCCUGGACAAGUAUGAGCUCCGAGAGACAAAGAGGCGUCUGCAGCAGUGUUUGGACAGCAGCCAGCAGAACCUGCUGAGCCUGCGGGCCUGCUCCCACCUGUCCCCACUGCGCCCUGACCCAUUCUGUGCUGCCUGCCAGCCCUCAUGCCUGCUGCCUGUCAGUCCCCACAUGGACUACUUGCCCCUCUGGCUCCACUGGGUGCCUCAGCCCCAGCCCAGAGUACGUCCCCGGAAGCGCCGCCGUCGCCGCCGCCGUCGCCCCAGGACCCCCCAGGCUUCAUUGUCCCCUGACCUGCACACUGCCUGUGUAUCCCUACACCGAUGGGGAGGCUGUGGUCCCCACUGCCAACUACGGGCUGAGGCCAUGGUGACCCUACACCUGCUCCCCCAGACUCGCUGGACCCCAAAACAGGACUGGUACUGGGCCCGACGCUAUGGGCUACCUUCUGUGGUGCGCGUUGAACUUUCCCCUCUAGCCCCAGCCCUACCAGCUGCUCCUGCUCCUGCUGGGAACCUAGGUCCCACCCCCACCCCUGACCUCAUACCUAAACAGGCCCUUGCCUUCGCUCCUUUCUGCCCACCUAAGCGCCUCCGGCUAGUGGUCAGCCAUGGUUCUAUUGAUCUGGACAUCAAUAGUGGUGAGCCAUGAUGGGCUGCUUACAGGGAGCCCUGAAUGGAAGGUAGAGUCUCUGUCUUGGACCCCUCCAGAAGGGAAAGAGGAAACUGACCCUUAACCCAGGUCUGAUCUUGGGAGUGUGUUGUUGGGGACAUCCCUAGAGAGUUUGAUCCUUGUUGCUCUAUGGUUGCUGACCCCUGAGCCAGCCCCAACUCAGCAGGGAGCCCUGGCCAUUUGAUGUCCCCAUCCCUGUCCCUGCCCCCACCUCAGGACUGUAGGAGUCAUUCCCCUCCCCUCAGCCUCUUCCUCCCCAGGGAGCAAAGCCAUAAGGGGGUGGGGGCCACUCCAUGGCAACUCUCCAGAAGGCCAGGCCUCAGGAGGUGGAAUUGACUUGGGGGUUUGCCUUCCCAAACUACUCCCAGAGUGGGGAGUAAGUUGGCGUUCAGCUCUGCAGUUGAUGGAGGUAUGGGCUGUCAGAUGGGGUGGGUUGUACCCAGGGACACUACCUUGGCUCUGAACAUGGGUCUCAGGGAGGCCAGGUGUGACCUCAUCUUUUUCACGGUGCUAUCCCUGGUGCUACUGGGGUGUAGGGGAGGCUCCCUCUCCUCCCCACACCAGAAUGGGGUAUGAUGGGGGAUUGGAAGAACUUGAACUUUUUAUUAAAACAUUGUAAGCCCUUAA